AUGCUCAUGCUGGCAACUUUGAGGAAAUUGUCCGUCGAGAUCAAUAGUAUUGUUAGCAAUAACGAUGAGAUCAUUGGAGAUUUCUUAGUUUUCGACUCGCUACGGCCGCUAGAUACCGGCUUAUUUGGCACACCGAGACAACUGAAGCAGAACAUUGCUCGUUUGACGAAAGUCAUCAAUAACGCAGUUGAAAAGAUUGCCGCAGAAGGAUCAAAGGAAGAUCUACCAAUCCAAGAUGCUGCUUUGAAGGAUCUUGUAUCGCCGAUUAUCUCACUAGAGCUGUUGAUCAAGAUGGCAAGAAGCUUCCAGAGAAGUAUCGAAAGACUUCUCCAAGAACUCAUCGACUACGGCGUGACGAACGACACCGAGUGGACACCCGAUCUUGCGAACUCCCUCCCCUUCCUUGGUAUCCUAAUCAAAGAAGUACAACGGAAACACAAUCCCUCUUACCAACCCGGCAGGACAGCACUUGCGGAUGUCAUCCUCCCCGGCGGCUACAGAAUCCCCAAAGAUUCGGUGAUGAUUAUCUCCAUUCCACAUAUCCACAAUGAUCCUACGAUCUGGGACGAUCCCGCGAAAUCCGACCCCGAUCGAUGGAACACGGACAAAGCGAAGAACAGACACAAGGCUGCUUAUGUACCGUUUGCCGCGGGGCCGCGAAUGUGCAUCGGGUUCAACUUCGCGUUGGAGGAGGUCAGGGUCAUUAUUUCGAUGUUGAUUUAUAGGUAUCAAUUUGAGAAAGUGGGACAGGAUCCGGUGGAUUAUGAUCCUGCGUUUCAGUUGAUUAGGCCGGUGAACUUCUACGUGAGGGCGAAGAAGAGGACGAGCUGGCCCGGAAAGUCUAAGGGAGUGAUGACGUGA
This is a messenger RNA of Mollisia scopiformis, 861 nucleotides long. RefSeq names its product cytochrome P450. The record is from RefSeq and is a predicted model, not a curated record. NCBI's taxonomy places the organism in Eukaryota, Fungi, Ascomycota, Leotiomycetes, Helotiales, Mollisiaceae. Gene Ontology annotation, molecular function: oxidoreductase activity, acting on paired donors, with incorporation or reduction of molecular oxygen; monooxygenase activity; heme binding. Bases 1 to 861 code for a protein of 286 amino acids. The transcript has 3 exons.